Molecule: messenger RNA, 2872 nt
Organism: Aphidius gifuensis
Lineage: Eukaryota; Metazoa; Arthropoda; Insecta; Hymenoptera; Braconidae
Gene: Mitf
Product: microphthalmia-associated transcription factor
Exons: 7
Coding region: 963-2498 (511 amino acids)
Biological process (GO): regulation of transcription by RNA polymerase II
Cellular component (GO): nucleus
Molecular function (GO): RNA polymerase II cis-regulatory region sequence-specific DNA binding; DNA-binding transcription factor activity, RNA polymerase II-specific; protein dimerization activity
Source: RefSeq, a predicted model, not a curated record
ACACUAAAAGUAGAUGUAACGGUAAAUAUCGUGUGUCAUCUUAUGAAAUUUAAAUAAUUUUUUUUAGUAUUUUUAAAUUAAAUAAAUUUUUAAAAGCUAAAUAAUUAAUUUUUUGUUUUUUAUUAUGAUUAUAAUUAGACACGUUUGUGUGUGUAUAUAGACAUUUCAUUUUCAUCGUUCCUCUUGUUUUGUAUAUAACAACAUUAAACAAUAUUAAAGCAACGACUGUUGCUCGUGUUACUUCGUAAUAUGUGACGACGGCGCGGGUAAUAUCUCAAAUUCAUGCAUACUUCAGCGCCAAAUGAUCACAACAUAAGCGCAUGUAACGAAGACCCGCAAAUAUACUCGUUUAUAAAUUAAAGCUAAAUAAUGUGAAAUGUGUGUCUGUGAUUUUAAUUGUUUUAAUUGUGUAUUAUAUUUAUUGUGAUAUAUUCAUUAAAUAUAUUUUCAUUUUUAUGAUUAAAAAAAUUUAUAAAUAUAUUCUAAUUAAAUUUACAUAUUCAUCAUUGAUCGUGAUUAAAUACUGAUGAUAAAUUUCAAUUCAAUAUAAAUUUUUUAAAUUGAAAUUAAUAAUAAAUUCUUGAAGCUUCUUUUUUUCUUUUUUUUUUAAAUUAAAUUAGUUGUUGGACAAUCGUUUGGUCCAUUUCGAUUUGUCUUUCUAUAUAAAUCGUUGUCCCUUGUGUUGAGAUAAACUGUCAAUUGGUAAAUUUUCAUGAUGACAUAUUGUGAUCAUUUCUACACAUAGUAAAACUGUUUUUAUUAUUUUUUAUAUUGUCAUUAAACGACAAUUGUAUGAGCUGUUAAUCGUCGUAGUAUUUAUUUUAUUUAAACGUAUAUAUAUUUAUAAAGAUUUGUUUUCUUGAUUAUUUUUAAUUUUUAAAUAAUUAAAAGAGAUAAGUAAUUAAUAAAAAUAUAUAGUGAAUUGAGUUGAGUGUAUAAAGUGGAUUAUAUAAAUAAAUAAAAUGGAGGAAUCAGGAAUUGAUAUGGGAUUUGAUUUGGCAGCUCUUACUGGUGAAAAUCUUGAUGUUGAUAAUAAUGAUUUUGAUCAGGCAUUAUCAAUGCUCUCAACAUCACAAGAUUUUAUGUAUUAUGAAAUUAAAAGUCGUGCACCAGAUACAUGCAGUCCUCCAACAUUUAAGACAGCAACACCAACAUCAAGGACACAGCUGAAGCUUCAGUUGAUGCGAGAACAACUCCAAGAGCAAGAAAGAAGAGAAGCGGAAUUCCGUCAAAGCUUGCAACAACAUAGACCAGCAGCAGCAGAACCAAGACCUGUACCACCCACACAACUUCCAACAAUCGGCGUUGACGUUCCACCCCAAGUACUUCAAGUUAGAACACUUUUGGAAAAUCCAACACGUUAUCAUGUUGUUCAAAAACAAAAAAAUCAAGUUAGACAAUAUCUUCAUGAAUCAAUCAAGGGAGUUGAUGAUGAUGGUGAUACAAAUAAAGGAAUUAUUGAUUCAAGUUAUGGAAGUGAGGGUGUUGGUAGCUGUACAACAACAACAACACUUGAAACAAAUAAUUUACAAAUACCAAUGAUGGUACAAAGUGCACCAACAGGACCACAAACUCAUCAACUUAGAACAAAUCAUCAACAACAUAUUGCUACAUAUCCAUAUGCUGCACAAUUAUUACCAAAUUUUUUGGACACAGAAUCAUUCAAUGGUGCCAUGUCACCUGGACUUUCCAGUAUUGCAACAAGUAAUGAUGAUGCGGAAGAUUUGAUAGAAGAUUUUCUGUCAUUUGAAGCAGAAUCAUUGGGUGAUGGACUGAAAGACAGCCAGGGUAGUAUUUCAGGUCAUUCUGAUCUUCAAAUUAAACAUGAGCAACUACUUUUAACUGACUCCGAGGUCAAUGCACUUGCCAAAGAUCGUCAAAAAAAAGAUAAUCAUAACAUGAUUGAAAGAAGACGAAGGUUUAAUAUCAACGACCGCAUCAAGGAACUCGGUACAUUAUUACCUAAAAUAAACGAUCCAUAUUAUGAUAUUGUUAGAGACGUCAGACCGAAUAAAGGAACAAUAUUAAAAUCAUCAGUAGAAUAUAUAAAACGUUUAAAAAAUGAGGUCACAAGACUUAAACAAAAUGAGUCAAAAACAAAACAGCUUGAAUAUCAAAAUGAAAGAUUACGUAGACGUGUUGAAGAACUUGAAGGACGAUCAAUACAAUAUCGUUGUUUAAUUCCAACUUCAAAUGAACCAACUUCAUCGGCUGAUUUAAUUGGCCUCUUUUCUAGAACUAAACGUGAUCGAAGAAAGAUGCCAGAAAUGAUAACUGACGAUACAUCUGUACUGAAUAUGGCACAUUUUGAAGAUUUAAUGGAAGAUGAUACAUGUGGUCCAGUUCAUGGUGGUGAUCCAAUGUUGUCAUCACCACAUUUACCACCAUUGAGCCCACCAGCACCAGUAUGUCAUCAUCCAUUACCAGAUGAAGAUACCCUUGGUAGUUUAGCACCAACUAGCUCAAAUUGUUCAUCUGACAUGGACAUUGUUGCGUAGCCAUAAGCCACAAUAUUAUAUUGAUUAUGAAAUAUUUAUAUCAUAUUGAUUAUUUAUUUUUUAAAUAGUACCAAUAGUAUAUUAUUCAUCAAAAAUCAUCUCAUAAUAAUAUUUUAAAAAGCUCGUAAAAUAGAUUUUUUUUGCUGUUAUAUUUUUAAUGUAGAUUAUUGUUUUUUGUUUUUUUUUUUUCAUUUUAAUAUUGUUACGUAUUUUUUUAAAUUAUCAGUUUAUUGAUUGAUGCUUGUACCAUAUGUGAAUAUAGAGAAUGAUCGAUUGAGAUCUGAAUGAGACGAGAUAAGAGUGAAUGGACAUCAAGAGUUGCUGUUGAGAAUUCAACUGUGUGUUGAUUGAAGUUUAACAGUAUGGCGAAAAUU